This is a messenger RNA of Cajanus cajan (pigeon pea), 1920 nucleotides long. RefSeq names its product protein kinase family protein / C-type lectin domain-containing protein. Gene Ontology annotation, molecular function: protein tyrosine kinase activity; ATP binding. NCBI's taxonomy places the organism in Eukaryota, Viridiplantae, Streptophyta, Magnoliopsida, Fabales, Fabaceae. The record is from RefSeq and is a predicted model, not a curated record. Gene Ontology annotation, biological process: protein phosphorylation.
CACCCAAACACUGAUAUGAAUGAACGAACCAGAAAAUAGGAAUUUCCUUGCCCUCUUUAAUUCACUCAUGGCAAGACCAAAAGAAUGAACAAGUCUUCUUCUGGCGUUCUUCUCGCACGCGCGCUCUCACCAUGCGAUGCUUUCGUUUCGUAAUAUUUAGGAGCCAGAUUUUGAGGUCCUUCUGAUGGAAGCCAAGUCCAUGGCACUGCAAUUUGUUCCUCUUCUGCUUCCUUUGCUUGCUGCUGCUGUUCAUGGAGUCGCUUCCAAUGCGACACUGAACGAGACUUGUGGAUACUUCAAUGGUUCUUUCAAUAGAGACACUACAGUAACAUGCCCAAUUGGUUGGGUUAUGGACCCUAACAAGACCAAGUGCUUUCUCCAUGUUGGGAGGCUUCAAUCUUGGAAUGACUCAGAGACGUGUUGUAGUAAGUAUGGUGGACAUUUAGUGUCAUUAACAUCGCUUCAGGAGCUAAAAUUUGCUCAGAGCCUAUGUGGUGAUUCUAAAAAUAGUUGUUGGAUUGGUGGACAAAAACUCAACUCUACAUCUGGUUAUCAGUGGAUGUGGUCUGACAAUUCACAGUGGAAUAACUCCAUAUUAUCUGUGGAUGAUGUUCCACCCCAUUGUAAUGGAACUGGACCAACCUGCAAUACGAACAGUACAGACAAUUUAUGUACAGCAAUGACUAAUAAUUCAAACUCUCUCAUGAGUGAGAGAUGUGACAAUCUUCAUGCUUCUCUAUGUAUACUUGAUAUAGAUACAAAAUGUAACCAUAUGCACUGCCACAGGGAAUACCUAAUCAUCCUUGCAGUGGUGAGUGCCUUGAUACUUUCCACAACAUUAGCCGUGGUAGUUUGGCUUCUUGUAUAUAAGCGGGGCAAGAAAAGAAGGCGGUCUAGAAAAUUAUAUAUUCCAGGAGCUUCUCUUCCAUCAUGGAAAGUCUUCACCAAGGAGGAAUUAAGGUCGAUUACAAAGAAUUUUAGUGAAGGUAACCGUCUUGUUGGGGAUACCAAGACUGGUGGUACAUACAGUGGGGUUUUAUCUGAUGGUUCAAAGGUUGCAGUUAAGAGAUUAAAGAGGUCAAACUUUCAGAGGAAAAAGGAGUUCUAUUCUGAAAUUGGCAGGGUUGCUAGGCUUCGUCAUCCAAAUCUGGUGGCUGUGAUGGGAUGCUGCUAUGAUCAUGGUGACCGCUACAUUGUUUAUGAGUUUGUAGCUAAUGGGCCCUUAGAUAAAUGGCUACAUCACAUACCAAGGGGAGGUCGCAGCUUAGAUUGGGCUAUGAGGAUGAAAAUUGCGACAACACUUGCUCAAGGAAUUGCGUUUCUGCAUGACAAGGUCAAACCACAGGUUGUGCACCGAGAUAUACGUGCUAGCAAUGUACUGCUGGAUGAGGAGUUUGGAGCACACCUCAUGGGUGUUGGCCUAUCCAAGUUUGUGCCAUACGAGGUAAUGCAUGAGAGGACUGUGAUGGCAGGUGGAACUUAUGGAUAUCUUGCUCCAGAGUUUGUGUACAGAAACGAGCUUACGACGAAGAGUGACGUGUAUAGUUUUGGUGUCCUACUACUUGAAAUAGUAAGUGGACGUAGACCUGCACAAGCAGUUGAUUCUGUGGGUUGGCAGAGUAUAUUUGAAUGGGCAACACCUCUUGUGCAAGCUCAUCGCUAUCAUGAACUCUUGGAUCUUCAUAUAACUUCCUCCUCUUCUAGUAUCAUCCCAGAGGCUAGUACCAUCCAAAAGGUGGUUGACCUUGUUUAUUCUUGCACACAGCACGUCCCUUCUAUGCGCCCCAGAAUGUCUCAUGUUGUUCACCAGCUGCAACAGUUUUCCCAGCCACUUGCAAAGUAAGCUAAUCUAGUAGUUGUCUUGACAUCAAAUUUCUGUAUUUUUAACUUCAAAGUGGAGGGGUUUUUUUUUUGUUUUUA